AUGGAAAACCACGUGGGCGAGAGGACGGUGAACAUCUUCGGGAAGGUGUUCCCGCGGGACGCCUUCAUGUGUCGCCUAUUCUACCUAUCGUUUUUCGCCAGCUUCGGAAGUCUUUUCCCUCUUCUAGCAGUCUAUUUCAAGCAGUUGGGAAUGACGGCGGCGCAGGCCGGCUUCCUAAUCGGUUCGAGACCCAUCGUCGAAUUCCUUUCGGGACCAUUCUGGAGUCAGUUUGCCAGCCGAUUCAGAAAACAAAAGCUUCUUCUAUUAUUCUCCCUCGGCUCACUAGUACUCUUCACUCUCGGAAUCGGACUGGUCCAACCAGUUACCCCGUACUGUAUAGUUUAUGUGCCAGAAGGCAACAAAACAUGUCAAACAAUGUUGGCUCCAGCCGGAAAAAUCGUUCGAGGCGGAGCACUCGGAAUGCUCAAAGAGACACUUGUCGGAGGGUCGACGAAGCCGGCAAGACAUCGGAGACAGACUCAGAAUCCUGUCAUCGACAAAAUCAUUGAUCUCAGUUCGUUCGACAGUGAAGAGGAUACUGUAGCCGGAAUCGCACCGGAGUAUAUUACAAGGGAUAGAGUCUGUAACUACAACGAAGAGAACUACGGAAUCCUCGUCUCGCCACCCCACUCCACCCGUGUCUAUCGUCAACCAGCCGUCGAACAAUCCUUCAUGCUCCUCCUCAUUCUCAUUUGUCUCUGUGAAUUCUUCUCCUCACCCGCUCUCCCUCUAGCCGACGCGGCAACUCUUCACGCAGUCCGUGACAACCCGGCAGAAUUCGGAAAGAUUCGAUUGAUGGCGUCAGUUGGAUGGGGUCUGGCUAUGUUCAUAAUGGGUAUCGCUCUCGAUUACUCUGACACUUUCCGAAAUCAUCCAUGUCCGGCUGAGAAUACAACUGAGAAGAAUUACACGUUAUGCUUCGUCAUGUGUGUGAUAUUCAUGUUGGCUGCGAUGGGAUUGGCGAGUAAAUUCAAAUUCGACGAUGAUGUUCCCGCUCCCGGAGAAGUACAUGGACUGGUUAUGGAUACGAGAGAAGCCGAGGUUUCUCAUGUCGUUGCGGAGAAAGCGAGAGCAAGGGUUACACAGUCCGAAGGUGGUGGUGGAAGUGAGAACAGUCUUCUCCUUGCAAUGAAGGCUCUCGCCAGUAUGCACAUCCUUCUAUUCUUCGUCUCAGUAGUCGUGAUGGGCGGUGGCGCCGGACUCGUCUUCAGUUUCCUCUACUGGCAUCUUCAAGAUAUCGGCGGCUCGCCGGUCCUCUUCGGUAUCCUUUCAGUCGUCAAUCACGCUUCGGAGAUCAUCACUUAUUUCUAUGUCUUCAAACUUAUUAAUAAGUACGGUCACGUCCGCGUCAUGUAUUUAUGCCUCGCUGUCAACUUCUUCCGUUUCAUGGCUCUCUCGAUUCUUGACAACCCAUGGAUGGUGCUCCCUCUUCAGGUUUUGCAAGGUGCCUGCUUGGCGACCGUCUGGUCUUGUGCCUCUUCAUACAUCUCACUCGUCGCACCACCUCACGCCAAACAACACGCUCAAUACGCUCUUCAAGUCGGCUACCACGGAAUCGGAAAAGGAAUCGGCUCAAUCGUCGGGGGCUCCGUGAUCUCGGUUAUCGGAUCACGUACCACAUUCGUCAUCUAUGCAUUGAUCUGUUUGGUGACUUGUGCUGGAACUUUCGGACUGAAUAAGCUAUUCAAGUACGAAGGAAUCAAGUAUGGAGCUGGAAAUUUCGAGGAAGAGGAUAUGGAUAUUAUGGCACCACAAGGAGUGCCGAUGGCUCGAGAUGGAAAAAUAACAGAUGCUUUCAACGCGACGACUGUCGUGAAUGCCAAUUAUGGAGCCAUCGCACAAGAGGAUCCAACACAAGACGCUUACGAUAGGUACGUGUCGACGACACGUUAG
This is a messenger RNA of Caenorhabditis remanei, 1893 nucleotides long. RefSeq lists its product as uncharacterized. Gene Ontology annotation, cellular component: membrane. The coding region runs from base 1 to 1893 and encodes 630 amino acids. The transcript has 10 exons. Lineage: Eukaryota; Metazoa; Nematoda; Chromadorea; Rhabditida; Rhabditidae. The record is from RefSeq and is a predicted model, not a curated record.